Messenger RNA from Histoplasma mississippiense, 1128 nucleotides. RefSeq lists its product as hypothetical. The transcript has 2 exons. Bases 1 to 1128 code for a protein of 375 amino acids. NCBI's taxonomy places the organism in Eukaryota, Fungi, Ascomycota, Eurotiomycetes, Onygenales, Ajellomycetaceae. The record is from RefSeq and is a predicted model, not a curated record.
AUGGACCGGCGACCUCACGAACAGCUUCGCUCAGCCAAGUCUCAUUCGCCAUCCGCUGCCGCAGUGCAAGACGUUCGCCUUCGUUUGCCCGCAACAACAGACCCGCCAGGACCCCAAAAUCCUCCAAAGCAAUUAGCAUGGCUGAUAUUUGGUGCCACAGGCCAUAUUGGCCGCUCCCUUGUCAAAUGUACCCUGGCUCACGGUGACCUCGUUGGGAUCGUCGGACGCACCUUCGAGAGCUCCCCAUCAAGCAUGGAAGCCCUCCACUCAGAAAAUAAAAACUGCAUCGGCCUUCUCUGUGACGUGCGGGUCAGCGAAACUGUCCGCGCCGUGAUUGACAAAACUAUCGAGCACUUUGGCCGCAUCGAUUGCAUUGUUAACUGCUCAGGCUAUGGCAUCGUGGGUGCCUGCGAGGAUCAGGAUGAAUACGAUAUCCGAAACCAGUUCGAGACCAAUUUCAUUGGCACGUUGAAUAUCCUGCAACACUCUCUCCAGUAUUUCCGCGAGCGGCGCGCCGGGAGGUACUUGAUAUUCAGCUCUACAUCCGGAUCGCUUGGUGUUCCGGGACUGGGACCAUACUGUGCGACCAAAUAUGCUGUGGAGGGCCUUAUUGAGAGUAUGCUCUACGAGAUUGACGCGUUUAACAUUAAAUGCACCCUGGUGCAACCGGGACACAUGCGUCGGGACGAUUUUGAUCCCCCUGGAGCCCCUCCGGGUACCGCUGCUCCAGACUUGUCGCAUUCCUCCCGACUCCCACUGUUCGGGCAUUUCUUCAUCAAGCCUGCAAGUGAGCCGUAUAGCUCAGCGACUGCUCCAGCUGCCCAUGCUCGACGUAUCAUCCAGUGGAUGGGUGAUCAGCAGCCUACAAGCGCGGUGAAGGCAGCCGAGUUAGUUUGGCAGCUGGCGCAUUGCUCGUUCCCGCCAUUACGACUCCUUCUAGGCAGCUACGCCGUAGAGAGUAUUAGAGAUAGGCUGAAAUGCAUCACUGAGGAAAUCGAGGAGUGGAAGCAUUUGAAUUUUCCGCUCGCUGAUGGUGAUCCACAUCAUGAUCAUCACGCCCACACAAAUGAUGAGGCAGCUGGAACUAAUGACAAUUCGAAGAGUGAGAGUGAGGACAAUCCGAUAUAG